Molecule: messenger RNA, 1299 nt
Organism: Cylindrotheca closterium
Lineage: Eukaryota; Bacillariophyta; Bacillariophyceae; Bacillariales; Bacillariaceae
Source: the annotation of a GenBank genome assembly
AUGGCAGGAAUCAAGGCUUUGAAAAAGGCCAUUCGAGCGACACAGCAUGAUCCACCUGGUGUCACAAAACAAACGAUGGAUCAAGGAGACGGAUUGAGUAAAAGGAAGAAAAAGAAGAAUGCCGCAAAAAAGUUAAAGGCAUUCUGGGAGAAAAAGAAGCAACAGCAAAAGAAUCUCAGUCCAAAUGCUGACGAGGUAUCUCUCAAAGACGCCGCCAUGCAACUUCCAACCGGCAAGACGAGGCACCAGACGGCAGGCAAACCAAGCGAUGUCUUGUCACCAAGAACUGCUCCGGAAUCGGUCGAUUCUCCGUUGCACCGACUUCCUGUCCUCCCAAAUCCCAAUCACCCUGAACACUAUACUGCAGAGCAAAUCUUUCGACGCCAACAGGAAGCUCCCGGCACGAAGGGAAUGGAAAUUAUGGAAGUUGUUGUUCCUUCCGAUUAUGAUGCACAGAUUGGAAACAUUUCACCCAUUUCCAUGGACAACAGUGCCUUUUAUCCGCAAUCACGAUCACUUCGGCAACAAUCGGGAGUGCCCGGUCGCUUCGACCCACCUACUACUCACUAUACCGAAGGGUUGGGCGUUGAACUUGCCUUGCAACUGCCAUCCUUGCAGCAACGUACCAGGAGAGGAGGAGGUAUUGUUUCGGAAGAUCUCGCUUCCGAGACUGAAUCAAGUACACGUGGCCGCAGCCGCGAACGAGCACGAAGCGUGAGUGCUUUCAGUCGUCGUCGGAUUCGACCCAACUCUGGGGACAGAACCCGGCACGACGACGAACCACAAGAAGUUGAUCCCAUUUUCAGCACGGCCAUCGAUUUGACAGACGUCGAAAAUGAAGAACAAGCCAUGAAACUAGUAUUGCGCUUGAAUGGUCCAGCCAAUGCCUUUGACAAUAUUUCGAAUCCCCUGACCGCUGUUCCCAACGUCUUUGGAAGCCUCACUGAUUUACUCAAGGAUCCCCCUGUUGCAGGUGAGGAAGAUGAUCGGAGUGAAGUCAUCGGAAGCUUCAAGGCGGAUUCCAGCAAAGGUGAAGUAGAUGAAAGAGACGAACGGGUCAAGAGAGAGACUGUGGAUGUCAUGAAGAAAGAGUCUACUAAGGGUGCACCAUUUGAUCCCAUUGACUUAACCGAAUGCGACUUUCGACUGCUGGUGAGAAAACCAGCGGAAGCCAUCAACGUUGGAUUCGUGGAAGAUGCGGAUGAUGCCUAUGAUGAAAUGAUCCAAACAAGCCAUAGCAUUGUCACCAAGGCUACUCAUCGUAUGCUUGGCCGGAACAAUACAUGGUAUCUGGGAUAG